Messenger RNA from Anopheles coluzzii, 2567 nucleotides. RefSeq lists its product as uncharacterized. The record is from RefSeq and is a predicted model, not a curated record. The transcript is spliced from 12 exons. Lineage: Eukaryota; Metazoa; Arthropoda; Insecta; Diptera; Culicidae. Bases 168 to 1472 code for a protein of 434 amino acids.
AUUCAGGCUCACCCGAGUGUCAUCUGAGCCCUCACUGUGAGUGUGGAGUGAGUGUGGAAAAACAGUCCAAAUUGACAUUCAUAACGAAGGGCGGGGGAGCGCUUGCUGUCAAAAAUGUGGGUGAAAGAAGCCCUAUUUGACUGUGGAUCGUUUGGCUAAAAAAAAAUAUGGAAAACAAAAACAAAAACGUAAGCAUCGUAGACGAAAAUGGGAAUCCUGGUAAGCGGUCCUUAAGCAUGCUAAGAAAUUUUGAAGAAGAAGAAGAAACAACACUUGAUUCUGGAAACGCUAAAAAGCAGCAAAAAGAGCAACCAUCUGGGACAAUGAAGAAUUAUAUUGUUUUUCCAAAUGGACAAAAACUAGAAAUUCGUGGCACUAUUUGUGGUGCUGUCAAUCUGGAUCAAACUGUAUGUGCGAAACCAUUAGAUGCUAAUCCGAGCUCCACACAAACACAGCAAACUAUUUUUUUAAAAACUGCUGGAGCUACUCCAUGUACUACCAAACCUGUACAACAGCCAUUAGAUGUUAAAAAGUCCGCUGGAAAACCAGAUUCCGUCACACAUACACAGCAAACUAUUUUUUUAAAGACUGCUGGAGCUACUCCAAGUACUAGCAAACCUGUACAACAGCCAUUAGAUGUUAAAAAGUCUGCUGGAAAGCCACAUCCCGUUACACAAACACAGCAAACUAUUUUUUUAAAGACUGCUGGAGCUACGCCGAGUUAUAGUAAAUCAAUCCAACAAACGUCUUUGGAAACGUCAGGAGAUAUUAUGGAGUAUAGCAAACUAAAACAGCAUUCCAAAACAUCUUACGCUACUCCGGGUCCGAGCAAACCGAGUCUGCAAAUGGUUAAUACCGAACUAUCUGGUGGUUUGCUUGAUCCCGACGAUACUCCAUUCUUAAUCACCAAGAACAUAUUACGACAGCUUAUUCGUGAUGAAGUUACUAGCGUAUUCCAGGAACAAAGGGAUAGUUUCAUGGAACCAAUGUUUCGACGCAUGGCCGGAAUGGAAGCGACUUUUGCUUCACUGUAUAAUCAAAUCUCGUCACAGACCAAUCAAACGAAUGUUGAUCCAAAAGUGUUGGAAAAUUUCGAGUUUGAUACCAUCGACAGUGGCGAAGCAUUGACUGAACUUGACGAGCGACUUAAAAACGAUGAUCAGUAUAAAACUACGUUUGUUGCAUGGGUUCAAAGGUACAUUAACGUGCCAAUAAGUACAAAAAGGAUGUCGAAACUGCUCAAAGCGUUAUUUACACCCAAAUUUCUUUGCCUUCUGACAUGGAGUGGAAGAGGAAAAAGAGCAAUGUACACUUUGUCAAAUUAUAAAGGAAUAAUAGACUUGUUUAAAACUGUAGGAAGUACUGAACUUUCCAAAGUAGGGGACCGUGAAGUUGCAGAUUUCUUCAUCCUUAAAUUGAGAUACGCUACAUACUAUCUAAGCCGGCAGGAAUGCAACCAAACAAAUAGUUGAGGAAUCUUUAAGUUUAAUUGAGGUUUAAAAGCCUUUGACUUUACACUUCAUUGAAUUUCGCCUCUUAAUUCAUGUGAUAUCUUAGAACUCUUAUAUAUACAAUACAAUGCAGUACAAAAUAAAUGAAAUCGAUGUUUUGUUAACAAGUUAUAAUAGUUUUUAUUAUUCACUCAUCAAGUUAUUUUGUAUUAGUCAUUGAGUGUAUUUAAUAAUGGAAAUAAUACCAUAUUUCCAUCAGCUUCUUUGAUAGUUCUAGCAAAUUUAAGUUUGACAUCGGAGCAUUCUAAUAAAACCUCGUCAUUUUUCAAAUCAUCUUUAUAAACAGAGUAUAUAUGUAGCUUUGUGGAAGAAAUGUGCUCGUCAAAAUAUUCGAAAAUACGGGAAAACAUUUUUCCAACUAUCAUCAACUUAUCCUGCUCUUGUCUUACUGAAACAAAUUUUAAAAUUACGUUUUUGUUGGUCAUAAAUAAAUCGUUGACAUCAUCAUUUCGCAGCUUUAAAUUUUUCUUCACAUUCAUAGUAAUAGUUUGCCCUCUUUGCGUAUAAAACGGCUGACGAAAUGGUUGAUCGUUUUGUUGAGCUCCUGUAAAAUUUUCAAAUUCCGAUAUUCUACGAAUUGCCUGUUCUAAACAUCUAUAGUUAGUUCUAAUGAGCCUGUUUUUUAUAUUUCCUAGCUUGCGUUCAUAUGCAUAUGUUGAGUGAUAGUCCAGAGGACCAAACCGCUCUACUUCUUCUUCGAGGUGGAUUAGACUAUGUACAUUGGACGUAACAGCUUUUUUAUGAUAUACAUCGGCAAAUGUUUCUACAAAAGUUUUUAGCAUAGUACCAGCAGCUUUCCAGUGUUCUUUAUGUUCGGUCGAUGAAAAUAUCGUUAUAGCACAGAAAUAAAGCAUAAAAUGCUUAUAUUCCUGCUCACUCAACAAUCCUUCCAAUACUACGGGAGCCACGUAAUGGAGAAACGUUUUGCAAUCUGAUCCUUUCCAAUAUGCUAGGUCGUCAAUCGGGCGCAUUUUUUGGUUCGUUUCAAAGGGGAGUUUUUGUUUUAGGAGUCUUUGUUUAAAUUCUUCACGUUGCUGGCGAUUCCAUCUUUUCCAU